This is a messenger RNA of Pneumocystis murina B123, 1788 nucleotides long. RefSeq lists its product as hypothetical. The record is from RefSeq and is a predicted model, not a curated record. Lineage: Eukaryota; Fungi; Ascomycota; Pneumocystomycetes; Pneumocystales; Pneumocystaceae. Gene Ontology annotation, cellular component: cytosol. The transcript has 13 exons. Gene Ontology annotation, biological process: regulation of Golgi organization. The coding region runs from base 1 to 1788 and encodes 595 amino acids.
AUGAACAAUAAGGAUAAGCUUAUUAAAAGAAAUUUUCAGCCGAAAAUUUUGGCCCAAUAUGAGAGGAUAUUUAAUAAAACAAGUGAUGAAAUAUUAGAAGAUCAAUUUUUUAAAGAUCUAUAUAUUUUAAGGAGUGAUUUGAGAGAAUUAGAGUCUAUUCUUGAAGAAUUAUCACCAGAUGAUCUUCUUAAAUUACAGAAUAAUAUAAGAAAUUUAUUUAAAAAGGGAGUUUUAAUUAUGAAAGAUAUGGAUCCAUUAAGAAUAGAAAAUGCGCUUGAUACUCUUAAAGUAUUUUUACGUAUAAUUCUUCAGAAGAAAUACAAUAAUUUCACAUCGGACGUUGUUCAUAUAAUUUCAGGUCUUGAUAAUAUUGACAAAAUUUUUAUGGAUUUUGUUAUAUCUUUAGAAACAUUGAUUCAAAAAGAGACAAGUGUUAUACUUAGAACGAAAGCAUUGAGCCUUUCUUUAUGUACUGUAUGUCAUGGAUUUAACUCGAAUAUUAUAUCAUAUUUCCAGUAUAGGGAUUUUUUUCCUUCAAUUAUAAAGUAUAUUACUGAUCCUAGUACUUUUUCAACAGCUUUUUUGGCAUUUCUUUUUCUUGGGGUUUUAGCUAAUAACAAAAAAUUUGAAUCUCAAAAUCUUUAUCAAACACGGCUAAGCGAUUUUGUUGAUAACAAUGCUAUGCAACUAAUCAUUGAUAUUAUUUCAAGAAUUUGUAUUGAAUGUAAAAACGAAUAUAUAUAUCUACAAAACAAUGAAUCAGAUAAUAUCUGGAAUAUUACAAAUUUACUAACAUAUUUCAACGAUAUAUUCUUUACCUCAAAUAAUCAUAAAUCAGCAUCAUUAGAUACUACUAUUAUUCUUUCGGAAAAUGGGUUUUCUAAACUGCCGAGUUGCAAAGCUGCUAUAUUGCUGCCUAUAUAUGAUUUCAUAAAUGUAAAUAAGGCAUUUUGUUAUAUAUUUAUUACUUUCAAAUCUCCGACAAAUAAUUCAGAAACAGAGUCGCCGUUUUCGCAAUUUAUUUCAUUUACUUCAUAUUUAUUAGAAUAUCAAUCUCAAUCUUUAAGAGCUAGUUAUUAUGCGCGACUUGCACUUCUGAUUAUUCAUAUUCUAAUUGAUGACGAUGGAUGUUUCGACUCACUUGUAAAUGAUGCUAAUAGUUCUAUUGUUUAUUUAUGUCGACAAAAACAUCCUUUUCUCCCAUUGAUAAAAACCAAAAGAAUACUUUUAUUAGCAAUUUUUGACGCUCUAAUUUCAAGUUUAGAUCACAAUUUAAAAAGGAAUUUAGAUAUAGAGAAAUACAUUCUUCAAAUUCGAAUAUUAUUAAAUAUUAUCAGUUCACUUGAAAAAAGAAAAUGCAGACUAGAAUAUCAUUGGCAAGAGGUUUGGAAAUUUUUUAUGCAUUUUAUUAUGUUUCUAUUAGCAAAUUCGGAAAUUCUUAAACAAAAUUCUCAUAUUGAAGAGUUAGUUUUGAUUUCAUUUAAUUUCAUUUCUUUGUGUAUAACACGAGGAGAAAAUUUCCUUUUAGAAUUCAAAGAUUUUGAAGAUCUAAUAUAUAAAUUAGUCCAAAAUGGAGAUAUCAUUAGAAAUUUUAUAAAAAUUUAUAAAGUGAAUGCGGCUUCAGCUAAAACUAUUCUUUUAAUUUCUGAAUAUUAUGAAAACCUUUUAAAAAAAUACAAAUCUCACGAACUUUCUCCAAAAAAAGUUAUGGCUAUUAUUAAAGAAGGCUAUGGAAAAUACAGAAUAUAUUAUUCCUUACAAGGAAAUAAAAGAACGGGUUUUCCUUAA